Messenger RNA from Closterium sp. Naga37s-1, 2061 nucleotides. Lineage: Eukaryota; Viridiplantae; Streptophyta; Zygnematophyceae; Desmidiales; Closteriaceae. The record is from the annotation of a GenBank genome assembly.
AUGGCGUACCCCGUUGCGCGGCCCGUAGCGCGCCUCGUGAGCGCUUCCUUGCCGCAGCCCGUCGCCCACGCGCUACCCGCUGCUUCUGCCCGUCGCCGACGCGCUACCCGCAACUGCAUCCCGCCGCCCGAGCGAUAUCCGCUGCUGCAGCCCGUCGCCCAUCCCGUCGCACUGCCGCCCGUCGCCAGAUCCCCGCCACUCGUACGCUCUCCGCUGCUCGUCGCCAGCAACUGCCGUUUCGUCCCGUACCCGCACUGUCCCUGCCCCUCCCCGUCCCUCCCUCGUCGCGCCUUCCCCCUCUACCGCGCCUGCCUAUGCCGUGUUGGGCGGUGGUGGGUGUGGAGUGCAAUGGGGGCGGCGGCGGCGGGAAUGGCAGGAGUUGCGGGAGUGGCGGGGUUGGCGGCUCAUGUGGGGGGGUGGGGGAGGCGUGGGGGAAAGGGGUGUGCCCGUGCUGCCCCGUUCUGCUCGUGCUACCUCGUGCUCCUGUUCUGCCCCCGUGUUCCCGUGCUGCCCCCGUGUUCCCAUGCUGCCCCCGUGCUGCCCCGUUCAGCCCUUGCGCUGCCUCGUUCUGCCUGUGCUGCCCCGUUGUCCCCGUGUUGCCCUGUUCUGCCCGUGUUGCCCCGUUCAGCCCGUGUCCUGCCCCGUUCGGGCCGUGUCCUGCCCCGUUCUGCUCGUGUUGCCUCGUUCAGCCCGUGUCCUGCCCCGUUCUGCCCGUGUUGGCCUGUUCUGCCCGUGCUGCCCCGUUCUGCCCGUUUGUGUCCUACCCGUGCUGUCCGUACCCGUUGGUGCCCCACCCGUGCUGUCAGUUCUCGCUCGUGCCCCACCCGGUCUGUGCUGCCCGGUCUCGUGCUGCCUGUCACCCCCGUCGGCGCUGCAGCCCGGCAUGCAGCUGGUCAAGCACCGUCGCGAGGAGCGAGAGGCACUCACCAAUGUCCGAUAGGCGCCGCUCCCACCGGACAAUGUCAGCCACUAUCGGGGUGUCAGCAGCCCACCGCCCCAGUAAAAACCCAGGCUGAGCCGGGGCCGUCCAAGUAUCCCGCUCAAGCCACCACUCCUCUGGUGGGUCAGGAGCAUCACCCGGAAGGCCAGGAGAAGGAGAGCGGCGACGGAACCGAGGCACCUGUGGCAACACCGGUGGAAGGAGAGGACGCUGCCGAUGCGGUCCCUGGUCCACAGCACCGCCCAGGGGGGCGGCCUGGACGGAAGGAACGACGGGAGGGUCCGAGCACGGGGCAGACAGGGACGGCUGAAGAGGAGGCACCAGCGGUGCUUGCACGGCAGGAGCAGGCGGAGGUGGAGGAAGCGCUUCCGCCUCGGGGGCCGGCGGCGCCGGAGGAACAGCGGAGGCUGGAACGGAUGACGCCGGGGGCGGCGGUGGCGCCAGAAGGGACGCCCAAGUCGGCGGAUUUUGAGGCGGAGGUACCGAACUUGGACCCGAAGAAACCGACGGCGCCAUCGACGGGGAGGGCAACUGGGGCGCCGAUGCAGACAAGGGCUGCCGCUGCGAGGAAGAUGCCUGCGUCGACGACGGAUGGGAUGGCGGAGGAGGAGGGGGAGGCUGCGCCGGAAGGUGCGAUGGAUGCGGAUGCGGCGCCGGGUUCGCGGGAGGCGGCGGGGCAACCAUCAGAGAACGCGCGGACCGCGGUGCAAGCGACGGGGACGGCCGGGGAGGAUGCCGACGGCGGAACGACUGGCCCCGGGCCCGUAGAUGAGGAUGCUUCCGCCCACGAGGAGACCGAUAAAUCGGCUCACGAGGCGCGGUCAAAACAGCAGGCGCCUGGGAAGAACCGCCACCGGCCACGGCAGCAACAACAUCAGCGGCGGCUCGGAGCAGGGCUGGCACCUGCACGACCUGGGCCGUUGGUGGGGUGGGCGGAGCAGGAAGACGAUCCCCGGGCGGCGGACGCCGAGGUGCAGGCUGGUGCCGACCCGUCAUCACCACACCGCCGCGAAAUUGCGGCGGAAGCACCGAACGAGAGGGAAAGCGCCGCAGAAGAAGAGGAGGACAGAAGGGCCGCGGCGAGACACAGCCGCCACCAAGGGGAAACGAGACGGCAGUAG